Messenger RNA from Aspergillus ruber CBS 135680, 1459 nucleotides. Its product is annotated as mitochondrial 54S ribosomal protein uL3m. The transcript has 2 exons. Gene Ontology annotation, biological process: translation. Gene Ontology annotation, molecular function: structural constituent of ribosome. The record is from RefSeq and is a predicted model, not a curated record. Bases 282 to 1346 code for a protein of 354 amino acids. Gene Ontology annotation, cellular component: mitochondrial large ribosomal subunit; ribosome. NCBI's taxonomy places the organism in Eukaryota, Fungi, Ascomycota, Eurotiomycetes, Eurotiales, Aspergillaceae.
CUUUCGAAAGAAAUCCGUUUCUUUCGGUGGUUCGGCGUGCCGACCUCGCCGAUUACGAGGUGGAAUGGACACUGCCGUUCCAAGCCUGGAAAGGCGAGGGUGUAUCUUCAAUUGUAAAUUUGAUAUUUUGGCAUAUAUAUCACUAUAAUCAAGCAAUCACUCAGCAGUAUGUAAUUAUUUCUAAAAAGGAACGAGAGUUUUGAGGUACAUAUUCUAUAGUUAGUUAACAUAAGAUCCUCUAUUGGAAUUACCCCAGUCCGCUGCUCUCAUCCCAUUCCGCCAUGUCAUUGUGUUUAUCCAGAGGGCUGUCACAGCUUCCUCUGGCCCUCUGGGCUCCUCAAACGCUACACACCACCACCGCUUGCCAUUAUAUGCCGGUUCGGACAUUUGGAAUCAAAUCCGUGACCACCCCCAAACCUAGCCGAUUCAAUGUUAGUCCCGACUUGCCGAUACUAAAGUCGACGCCUGCGGCGGCUCUCGAGCGCAAGGCUUAUACCCUGCCCCUCCGAAGUGGCGCCGUUGCCAUCAAGAAGGGAAUGACCGGCAUCUACGACGCACAAACCGGGACCCGCAUUCCGUGCACCGUCCUCCAACUCGACCGGGUAGAAGUGGUCUCGCAUAAGACACGAGAGAAGCAUGGUUACUAUGCUGUCCAGGUCGGCGCUGGCUGGAAGCAUCCAAGCAACAUGACAAAAUCGCUCCUGGGCCACUUCUCCGCCCAGGGGCUCUCGCCAAAGAGACAUGUCUACGAGUUCCGGGUUAAGGAUGAGAGCGGUCUUCCUCCUGUGGGCCACAUGAUUAAUGCCGACUGGUUCCAGGAGGGUCAAUAUAUUGAUGCGCGCUCAAAUACCAAAGGUAAAGGUUUUACGGGUGUGAUGAAGAGACAUGGGUUCGGUGGUCAGGAUCGCAGUCACGGUGUUAGUUUAACGCAUCGUUCGCUCGGUUCUGCGGGUCCCGGUCAGGGUGGUGGUUCCAGAGUGUAUCCCGGCAAGAAGAUGGCAGGGAAUAUGGGUAAUGAGCAGAACACAGUGCAGAAUUUGAAGAUUCUGAAGGUUGAUGCGGUGAACGGCAUUGUUGUUGUUACAGGUAUGCUUUUUCUCCCCACUACCCUCUCCCCGGGUUAUUUUCGACCAAGUAGAUUGCUAAUUGGUUUUGUUCAGGUGCUGUCAGUGGUCCUAAGGGAUGCAUGGUCAGGAUACAAGAUGCAAUCAAGAAGCCUUGGCCUGAGGUGCCAGCAGCAACAGAGGAGUCUGCAUAAUGUUUCACGUCUUGCAAAAAUAUUUGGGAAUGUACUAUUACAACUCUACUGGUUACUAGAGCGGCGUCUGUAUAUGAUACAUGAAUGAUAUCCUCUUUCUGAUUGUUUCGGUCCAGCCAUGCCCUGUCGUGAUGACUUUCAGCUAUUCAUCGUUUCUUGAUUUCGCGUUUUGAUUGUUUCCCUUCUUUCAGAUAAUCAUAA